AUGCGACGAGCGCAGUCUUUGGGAGAUUUAUUGUUGACUACGACGACGAAUAAUACUAAGAAGAAUAAAAAGAAGAAGAAAAAGAACGAACAAAUAUCGUAUCAAACCCUGGCAAUUGUGAUUCUUUCUUCUCUGCUCAUCUUCUCUUUACUCGUCAUCAAGCAGCAAAACAAAAACAGAAAGAUUCGAGACAUUGAUAGAAAGUUGCACCACACGAUAUCCGCGCUCGCGACGAGAGCGCAAUGGAGUUUAGAAGAGGUUAGUAAUGGUGAGAAGACGAAGUGGUGGAAAAAAUAUAACCACCCUCAACAAUACGACAGCAGUCAAAAUCUUCCAUUAGUUUUAUUAGACGAGUACGGAUUGCCGACGUUACAACAACAGUGCGAACGAAAGGUGGAGUGGCCAACCGUGGCGUUUAUGACUUCGUCGUUUUUGUGCGAAUCGUUUCUCGACGUUCUCCCGAAAACGCUGAGAGUGCACACGUUUCCACUGAACACGAGAGCGCAGAUGAAAUACAACUCGCUCAGAAAGUUGCCGACGUUUAAUCGAGGGUACGACGUGGAAGAUUAUCUCGUCAAAUGGCUUUCUGAUGGUCCGUUUUCAAUCAAUCGAAACAAUCGCGUGAAAACGUUGACGGAGAAAACAGAAAUCGCGUAUUUGCUGCCUAUCCAACCGUAUUUAGAUCGAGUUUCGUCGUUCCCGUUUACAGAUGGACGCGAGAGUAGCGAAUCGGGGUUAAAAUCUGCCGUUCAGUACGCGAAAAAAGUAAACCCGAGCUUAUGGAAACAGUCGAAAGGAAGACGAGUCAUCGUCUCCGUGCACGAUUUUGGCACCGAGUUGGCGACGAAAAUCUUUCCGGACGACGACGAAAACGACAUCGAUGAUAUUUAUGAUACAUCUGCAUCUUCGUCCGCGAUGUUAUCUCCUGUCUCCUUCUCCUCCUCCUCCUCUUCGACUUCUUCGUCGUUGAUAAACACCACGCACUUUAUCGUCUCAAACUCCGAGAUCGGGGUGGAGAACGCGCCGUUUGACGCGCAGAAAGACGUCGCCGUGAUACCUUCUUUGUCGUUUUACUUGCCGAGAGAAGCGGUAUCGAGAGGGUUGGUUGAUUUGUCGCACUUCCUGCGCAACGAGGAAGAAUACGCGUCGGUUGGUUUAGAGUUACCAAAGCUCGAAGCCGAGCGAAACAUUCGACUGAUGUUCAGAGGAAACAAUCGAGGUCCUUUGCGCGAAAAAGUCUUUCGAUAUCUCAUCGAAAACGGGAGCCCGGAAGACUCCAUCGAAACCACCGGGGUCGCUUCGCCGCAAGCUUACAUGUCCUUAAUGGAACACAGCAAAUAUUGCUUACACGUCCGAGGCACGAGAGUGAUGUCUCCGCGGUUAAUAGAGCUCAUGCUUUUCGGAUGCGUCCCGGUCAUCGUCGCCGACGCGUACGAACUCCCCUUGGCGUGGUUUCUCGAUUGGACAAAGUUUUCCAUUCGCGUCCCGGAAUCCGAGUACGAAAAUAUUCACGCCUACGUCGAAAAAGCAAACUGGCGAGAGUUGCACUCAAAUUUAGGUCGCGUGAUUAGUUUCUUCGUCUACCACAAGGACAAACCAAUCAUCGGAGACGCUUUCUACGCGACCUCGCUCGCGUUGUUGAACAAACUCGAACAACGCGCGAGUACUCCUACCACUCCUCCUACGAAUAAUAACAAUAAUAAUCGAGCUAAAGGAGAAGAAUAA
Messenger RNA from Bathycoccus prasinos, 1725 nucleotides. RefSeq lists its product with no specific name. The record is from RefSeq and is a predicted model, not a curated record. The transcript has a single exon. Gene Ontology annotation, molecular function: glycosyltransferase activity. Lineage: Eukaryota; Viridiplantae; Chlorophyta; Mamiellophyceae; Mamiellales; Bathycoccaceae. Bases 1 to 1725 code for a protein of 574 amino acids.